Molecule: messenger RNA, 8883 nt
Organism: Micropterus salmoides (largemouth bass)
Lineage: Eukaryota; Metazoa; Chordata; Actinopteri; Centrarchiformes; Centrarchidae
Gene: cacna1hb
Product: calcium channel, voltage-dependent, T type, alpha 1H subunit b
Exons: 35
Coding region: 292-7059 (2255 amino acids)
Biological process (GO): membrane depolarization during action potential; positive regulation of calcium ion-dependent exocytosis; neuronal action potential
Cellular component (GO): voltage-gated sodium channel complex; voltage-gated calcium channel complex; plasma membrane
Molecular function (GO): low voltage-gated calcium channel activity; voltage-gated sodium channel activity
Source: RefSeq, a predicted model, not a curated record
CCCUCUCCGUGGUGCGCCUGAACUCCGGUACCUGACACCGCAGAGCGUGUCCAGCGGUUGAGGGGACGCAGACGCACAGAGAGUCGCUUGGUCCUAUUUAACUUUUACUUUUGUUAUUAAAACUUCUGCGUCAUAUUCCCCCCUUAAUAUUUUCUUCUUUUUUUCAUCCUCACCACUGACAGACUGAGUUUGGAUAUCGGCAGGGGAGGAGGAGGCAGAGGACCAGCGGGCUGCUCUCAGAUGGAGCACCAGGGCUCCUGGAGCUUAGGGCGCACGGCGGACCCGGAGUGAAUGACGUUGGUGGAUGGACGCCGCUCCCCGGUACAGGCUGUUCACAGCACGGCCAUGACGGGCACCCAAGAGCCAGACGUGUAUGAGCAGCACGGAGGACCAACACAGAAGAAAGAGGAUGAGGAGGAGGAGGGGGAGAAGGUGCAUGUGUCAGUUGAGGGAGAGGAGAGGGAGCAGGACGGGGAGGAAGAGGAGGAGGAAGAGGAAAAGGAGGAGCUGCCGUACCCAUCUCUAGCACCAGUGGUACUUUUGGUUCUGACCCAAAACAGCCCACCCCGCUCCUGGUGCCUUCGAGCUGUCUGCCACCCAUGGUUUGAGCGUGUGAGCAUUUUGGCCAUCCUGCUGAAUUGUGUGACUCUAGGGAUGUUCCAGCCCUGUGACCACACCCCCUACUUGCUGCAGGCUCUGGAUGAUGGGAUCUUUGUGUUUUUUGCCGGGGAAAUGCUGAUGAAAAUGGUGGCUCUCGGAGUCAUAGGUCAGAGCGGCUACCUGGGCGACACAUGGAACAGAUUGGACUUCUUCAUUGUUAUAGUGGGAAUGCUGGAGUACUCGCUUGAUGGACACAACGUCAGCCUGUCAGCUAUCAGGACAGUCCGGGUUCUCCGCCCACUGCGAGCCAUCAACAGAGUUCCCAGUAUGCGCAUCCUGGUGACCCUCCUCUUAGACACACUUCCCAUGCUGGGCAACGUGCUGGCACUGUGCUUCUUUGUCUUCUUCAUCUUCGGCAUCGUCGGUGUGCAGCUGUGGGCGGGGCUACUGAGAAACCGCUGUUUCAUGGGAGAGGAUGUCAAGAUGAGAUACAACAUUUCCUUCCUGAGUGGCUACUAUCGGCCAGAUGGCACCGAUGACCAUCCAUUCAUCUGUUCAAUGGAAAGGGAAAAUGGGAUGCUUCGGUGCACUGAUGUGCCUCGCCGCCGUGUAGCCGGGACAUCCUGCUUCCUGGGAGCUGAGGAGGCCCGUCCAGGGAUGGGACUCAGAGUAGAUGAAACAGCGUCAUGUGUAAACUGGUACCAGUAUUACAAUGAGUGUCGGGCUGGGGAAAUAAACCCACACAAAGGAGCUAUUAACUUUGAUAACAUUGGAUAUGCAUGGAUCGCCAUUUUUCAGGUAAUUACUCUAGAAGGUUGGGUGGACAUCAUGUACUACGUUAUGGAUGCACAUUCUUUCUACAACUUCAUCUACUUCAUCUUCCUCAUUAUAGUGGGCUCCUUCUUCAUGAUUAACCUGUGCCUGGUCGUCAUAGCAACCCAGUUUUCUGAAACAAAGCAGAGAGAACACGCCUUAAUGAAAUCGGAGCAGCACGCCCGCCAGCUCCACCAAUCAGCUUCCACGCUGGCCAGCGACAGCCAACCAGGUAGCUGCUAUGAGGAGAUCAUCCGCUACCUGGCACACCUGGGCCGCAAGGCGUGGCGACGACUGUCCCGCUGCAUCGUUCAGACACACGCACACCUUCACUGCGUGUGCGUGUGCCAGAAAGACAGAGGCGGUGGAGCUGCCAGAGGGGGCGGAGCUGGGGAAAUGAACGGACUUGCCCACCGGCACUCAGGCCACGUGCCCAACGACCUGUCACACCUUCAUCAGCUUUACCACCAUCAUCACCAGCAUCAUCACCAGCAUCAUCAGCCUCAGACCGAGCCUGUUGUCAGUAAUGGAGGGAAUGGGUUUAAUUAUCCCUUCAUAUCGCCGCUCUUCAGUCACCUUGAUGCAAAGGGCCAGGGCCAGAAGAGUCUUGUCGCCACAGAGACUGUCAACAGACAGACGCAGCUGGUGGUGGAGCACGGUGGGUGCACUGGGCAUCCUGCAUUACCGUUGCCAGGUGAAGUCUCAGGAGAGUCCCCAGUAUGCCCGUAUUGCAUCUACUACAACCAACUUAGUGUCAGUGAAAAUGUUAAUGAACAGAUUGAAGACCAUCAUCAUGGGUACAGCAACUCAUGCCAUGGCAACAGCCCAUGUCAUAGUAACAGCCCAUGCCGCUGUAGCAGCCCAUGCCGCGGUGAUGCACAGGUGCCUGAACCAAAGAAAAGGCUAUGCAAGCGUUGCUGGGCGGGACUCCGAACUAAACUAGAUCUCAUCGUUGGCAGCAGAUACUUCAACAGAGGAAUCAUGAUUGCCAUCCUUAUUAACACACUUUCAAUGGGCAUAGAGUACCACGAACAGCCGCAGGAGCUGACAGAUAUUUUGGAGAUCUCUAACAUGGUGUUCACAAGUUUGUUCAGUCUCGAGAUGCUGCUGAAGGUGCUGGCUCUCGGCCUCUUUGGCUACAUCAAGAACCCCUACAACGGCUUCGACAGCAUCAUUGUCAUCAUCAGUGUGUGGGAGAUUGUGGGUGAGGCAGAGGGAGGCUUGUCGGUGCUGCGUACCUUCCGUCUGCUGAGAGUUUUGAAGCUAGUCCGGUUCCUUCCUGCCCUGAGGAGGCAGCUGGUGGUGCUCAUGAAGACCAUGGACAAUGUGGCCACGUUCUGCAUGUUGCUGAUGCUCUUUAUAUUCAUAUUCAGUAUCUUGGGGAUGCAUCUGUUCGGCUGUAAAUUUGGUUUGCGACAAGACAGUGGAGACACUUUACCUGACAGAAAAAACUUUGACUCCCUGCUCUGGGCAAUUGUCACUGUGUUUCAGAUCCUCACCCAGGAGGACUGGAAUGCGGUGCUCUAUAACGGGAUGGCCUCCACCACACCAUUGGCUGCCCUCUAUUUUGUAGCCCUCAUGACCUUUGGCAACUACGUCCUCUUCAACUUGCUUGUAGCCAUUUUGGUUGAGGGCUUUCAAGCUGAAGGUGAUGCCAACAGAUCUGAGACGGAUGACGAGAGACAAUCUCUUUCUUACGAGGAUGAGGAGAAGUUGAGAGAGCUGUACGCUGCAGAAGUUAAGAUCCAGGCCAUGAUGCUGAGCCCCAAUGGUCUCCUAAACCCAAAAGCCUCCAUGCCCCACCGUCUUCCUCCUUCUCCUCCUCCUCCUCCUCCUCCACUGCCGGUCAUCACACACACUGCAGCCACGCCUACCAUAAACUCCAGCCAGUCACGCCGGGCAAGUGGCGCUUCCAUGGACAUUAACAGCCUUGAGCCGAGGUCACUGAUGUCUUCACAGUCUCUGUGGGACAGUGGGCCAGAGAGCCGUCGCUCCAGCUGGACCAGCAUUGGCCGAGCCCCCAGCCUCCACAGGAAGAGCCAGUCGGGGGAAAUGGAGUCCCUGCUGUCCGACACACACACAAGCUCCAACGCUAGCAGCAGGGAGCACUCUCUGGACCAGCCGGAGUACCUGCAGGUGCCCAUGCUCCACCCGCCCGACUGCAACGGCACCACCUUUCACCUCCCUGACCGCUGCUACGAUGAUGCUCCCCUGGCCACGCUUUACCAUGGCGACCAGGAGGAGGAUGAGAUUGAGGAGAGUUUAUGUAAGAAGCUGAAGAAGUUGCUGGAGCCAUAUGAGCCUCAGUGGUGCCUGGAGCAUGAAGAGUGGUCUCUCUAUCUGUUCGCUCCACACAACCGGUUCAGGUCGUGGUGUCAGAGGGUCAUAGGUCACAAGAUGUUUGAUCAUAUCAUCCUCCUCUUCAUCUUCCUUAAUUGUAUCACCAUUGCUCUGGAGCGACCUGACAUACAGCCUGACAGCAUGGAGCGGGUGUUCCUCAGUGUGUCCAAUUACAUCUUCACUGUGAUCUUCGUGGGUGAAAUGAUGAUCAAGGUGGUAGCUCUGGGCCUGUACUUUGGAAAUGGUGUGUACCUGCAGAGCAGCUGGAAUGUCUUAGAUGGAGUGCUGGUGUUUGUGUCACUGGUGGACAUCCUGGUCUCCAUCGCAUCAGCAGGUGGUAAUCGAAUCUUAGGCAUCCUCCGCGUGCUUCGCCUGCUCCGUACACUGCGACCACUCAGGGUGAUAAGUCGAGCUCCUGGUCUAAAACUGGUGGUGGAGACUCUUAUCACAUCUCUCAGACCCAUUGGGAAUAUUGUCCUCAUCUGCUGUGCUUUUUUCAUCGUGUUUGGAAUUCUGGGAGUCCAGUUGUUUAAAGGGAAGUUCUUCUACUGUGACGGGCGCAAUGUGAGUAACAUCACCAAUAAAACCCAGUGUCUGGAGACAGGAUACCGCUGGGUUAGACGGAAAUACAACUUUGACAACCUGGGACAGGCGCUGAUGUCACUGUUUGUGCUGUCAUGUAAAGAUGGUUGGGUCAGCAUCAUGUAUGAUGGCCUGGAUGCUGUCGGAGUAGACCAGCAGCCAAUAAGAAACAACAACCCUUGGAUGCUGCUGUUUUUCAUCUCUUUCCUCCUCAUCGUCAGCUUCUUUGUGCUCAACAUGUUUGUGGGCGUGGUGGUGGAAAACUUUCACAAGUGUCGGCAGCAGCAGGAGGAGGAGGAGGCACGGCUGAGGGAGGAGAAGCGACAAAGACGGUUGGAAAAGAGGAGGAGAAAGGCCCAGGAGAAGCCAUAUUACGCUGACUACUCCCCAUUGCGUCGAUCCAUCCACACCGUGUGCACCAGCCACUACAUGGAUCUCUUCAUCACCAUCAUCAUCUUCACAAACCUCCUCACCAUGAGCAUGGAGCACUACAACCAGCCUCAGUACCUCGAGGAGAUACUGAAGUACUGCAAUUACGUCUUCACGGUGGUUUUUGUCAUCGAGGCCAUUCUCAAGCUCAUUGCUUUUGGCCUGCGCCGCUUUUUCAAAGAGAGAUGGAACCAGCUAGACCUCGCCAUUGUGUUGAUGUCCAUUAUGGGAAUCACACUGGAGGAAAUAGACCUGAAUGCCUCCCUCCCCAUCAACCCCACCAUCAUACGCAUCAUGAGAGUCCUAAGGAUAACAAGAGUGUUGAAGCUGCUGAAGAUGGCUACAGGAAUGAGAGCGCUGUUGGACACAGUGAUUCAAGCUCUGCCUCAGGUGGGGAAUCUGGGUCUGCUCUUCAUGUUGCUGUUCUUCAUCUAUGCAGCUCUGGGAGUUGAGCUCUUUGGAAAACUGGAGUGCUCAGAAGAGAACCCAUGUGAGGGUCUUAGUCGCCACGCUACCUUUGACAACUUUGGCAUGGCUUUCCUCACACUCUUCAGGGUGUCUACCGGGGACAACUGGAAUGGGAUUAUGAAGGACACGUUGCGAGAGUGUCGCCCACAGGAUCGGCACUGCCUCACCUACCUGCCCCUGAUCUCUCCCGUGUACUUCGUCACCUUCGUCCUCACGGCUCAGUUUGUGCUGGUCAACGUGGUCGUGGCCGUUCUGAUGAAGCACCUGGAGGACAGCAACAAGGAGGCACAGCUGGAGGAGAUGGAGGAGAGGGAGGAGAAGAGGGAGAGGGAAGAGAUGAAAGAGAGGGAGGAGGCCAACCGACGCCUCAGCACUGCAUCCGUGGGUGGAGACCUGUGGCCAAAUGCGGACACACCUGCCCAGGUGCAGGUUGAGGAUGAGGAGUGUUCCCAUGGCAACCUGCUGAGCAUGGGACGCAUGCUGUCUCUCCCCAGCGACAGCUACGUUCAGCCACUCAGAUGCUCCCCUUUUCCUCCCAUUGGCUAUGAGGCCCACUCCAGCUACAGCUACUCGGGCUCCAUGUCAUCUCUGGGCUCCAGUGGAGGUGGCUCACUGCUGCAGGUUCCUGGAGCUCUGCCUGCCAUCAGCCACGCUUCACUGGGGUCAGGCCGCAGCUUGAGGCCAAAGAUCUGCCUCAGCACCUCUCAGAGCAUCGACAGACACUCCCUACACAGACUCAGUCCAGCUGACAGUAUAGAGAAACACAGGCUUAGUCCGGCUCACAGAAUAAACAGACACAGACUCAACUCAGCUCACAGCAUUGAUGGAUACAAGUUCAGCCCGGCCCAUCGAAUAAACAGACACAGACUCAGCUCUACUCACAGUAUGGACGGAUACAGGCUUAAUCCAGACCACAGCACAGACAGACCUAAACUCAUGUACAGCCACAGUAUAGACAGACAUCCCUCACUCAGAGUGAGUCCCACCCACAGUGCCAGCAAACAUCCUUCACAUUGGCUCAGUCCUGAAGACAGCUUAGACAGAAACAAGCUGAGUCCCUCCUACGUUCCAGAUAGUUCAGCCCUAAAGAGACCAGCAUCCUUUCACACUGCCAGCAGACAGUUACGGAGACAGAAGGCUGUGCGCUGCGACUCUUUGGAUCAGAGCGAUUCAGCUGACGAUCUGGCAGAGCCUAACCUCACUGUGCCCGCCAUCUCUUCCACGCCACCACGCCAGCGAUCGUCCAGUGUACACACACUGAAAUAUAAACACCCCCAGAGGGUCAUCUCAUGCAGGAGCCACAGCCGGAGCUACAGUGAAACCACUGGACAAGAACAUGUACGUGACCAGGCCAUCUGUGGCUUGCCGCCAGAAACAGAUGUCGAGAAGAGGCCUGUCAGCCCUCAGAGCCUGUCCAGUCUGAAGGUCCCCAGUGUUGAAUCCACCUUAUCAGCGCAGCUUUGUAGCUCCAGCCCCCACCCCAGCUCCGACCCCAGCGCCCAGUUAGACGACACCGACGAGGAAGUCAGACGUAUUAACAGUUCUGUUCACACACACUCACACACACAACUUCCUCCCAGCUCCUCACACAAAAGCAGACACCUUACCCCAAGCCCCGAGGAGCACAGGAGCCGCCUAAGCCAAUCUGUGUCUCCAGUGUCGGGCAAGAACAGGAAGCAGAGGAUGAGCCCGCCACCAGGAGAAGAGCCAGUUACUAUGGCAACCCAGCUGAUGGACAGCCGUGUUGAUUUGAGAAGGCGGACUAUGUCAUUUGACGCCACAACCCCCUCUCCUAAUCAACCAGAGGGAAGUUCUGUGGAUGACUAAAUAAAGGUGCUGAAUUGGUUAUUCUAUACUUAAGUGGAGGAGCCUGAUGUGCUGCUGAAGCACACGAGAGGGGCGGGAGCCGCAAUCCAAAACAGGAAGGAGACUUGUUACCUGUUUUGGGCCCCAACCCGUCGCCUCGUCCCAUUCAAUCACAAGAUUUUCACAGGGUGUGUGAGAACUCUUAUUGACUGUAUGUGUAUGAGUGUGUAUGUGUUCAAAGAUGCACACAAGAAGACGUUUCCUUUUCUUCUAUCAUAGUCCUAGCUUUAGUUCUGACAUAGUACUCACUCUCCUGCUAUAUUUACUCAAACACUAACCUUCCCCUUGCUUGCUCUGCUCCUUCUUCCCUCAUUUUUAUUAUUUUCCCUGCACAUCACAGCCUCGGUCAGUGUACGAGACAAAAUUACCCGAAAGGUGCAGUACAGAUUAAGUUACAGACUGAUCUGCUUAUGUGCACAUGGUGAUGAUGACAAUGAAACAACACAGUUCAAUUACUUUCUAUAAAAUAUCAGAAAGAAUAGAAAAAGGUUCAUCAUAAUUUCUAAAGGUGACAUCUUCAACUAGCUUUUUUUUGUCCCACCAUGAGUCCAAUAUCCUUAUCCAAAAAUAUUCAAUUCACUACACACAUCAUGUUAUAAUGGAAAUGCUACAAAUCUCCACAUUUAAGAGGCCUGAACCAUCAACUAUUUUGUAUUUUUGCUUAAAAAUUGAUUGAUUUGCCAGAACUGUUUCCUUUAAGUACAAUUUCCCAAUUUCUCGCUCUGUUGUGCAGAAAUUAGUUUAUGUUUACAAAAGAAAAUGAUUUUUAAGUGAGAAACUUUAAAGCUAAAGCUAAAAGAUAAUUUUAUAUGUAAAUGCUUUAUUUGUAAUUGCACGCUUAUAUAGAUUGGUGCAGGCACAUUAGAGACUUAUUCCUCCCCAAAAAAUGAUUUGUGCAGCAGCUUCUUAAAAGUCAAGCAAAAUAAGAAUCUUAUCUCUAAGUCAGAGUUUUUGUUUUUUAAUGACUGAUUUUUUUGUACCUCUUAACCUACGGUAAACUGCCACUGGAAGUUGCUUGAUCAUUCUCAGAUUGCAACCAAACAUGGGCAUCUUUGUGAUGUUUGAGAAACCUCCCACGCCUGAAUCCACCCAACCCUGACAGUCAAAAAAAUCAAUUUGCGCUUAGAUCCUCUGAGUUAAAAUCGUGUAGUGUGGCCUAGGCUUUAGUAGUUUCUACCUCGCUUUUUUCCUGAUCCCACCCAUUCGAAUGUUCAGUCAGCUUAGUUUCUCACCCCCUCCACUUUCCUUUUCUCUGUCUUAGUAUUCUCAGGGUAGAGGUAGUUCAGAGGCAGGUGAGUUUGAAGCAUGUUAUCAGAGGUCUGCAGAGUUAGAUUGCCCCCUGCUGUCUGAAGCUGGAGCUUGCCUGUCUCUCCUGAAGUCUGAAGAGAAUAUACUGUGGGUGCGAGGUGAAAUUUAGACAGAAGCAGCUGUUCAGAAGGGCUUAUUCAAGUAUUUCAGCCAGAAAAAGAUUAUAUUUUAUUAACAGUGAUGAUAUGAGAACUACAAAUGUGAAUUUGUAGUUUUCUUCUCAGAAUAUGAAUGUCAAUGUAUCUGGUUCUGGUGAUGAUGGAUGAAGAUGUCAGCAUAAUAGGAUGUUGAUUAUGAUGAUGAUGAUGCUGAUGCUGCUGCUGCUGCUGCUGAUGAUGAUGACUCCAGAAAAUGCAAAUGUUCAUAAUAUUAUAUAAAGCUCCUGCAGAAUGAAAGCAGGGAAUGAUAUACAGGAAGCUCACCUGCAGUCACAUUAUUGGACAGUGCUGGAAUAAAACCACUUCCUGUCUGACUUUC